CGCCGCAAGAUCUCGAUCCAAUUCAUCGAGGACAAACCGAGGCGUCACGUCACGUUCACCAAGCGCAAGAGCGGCCUCAUGAAAAAGGCGUACGAGCUGUCGACCUUGACCGGCACCGACUGCCUCGUCCUCGUCGUGUCCGAGUCGGGCCUCGUCUACACCUUCUCGACCCCGGCCCUCAGCGGCGUGACCGACCACCCGCGCGGCAAGGAGGUCAUCCAGGCCUCGCUC
Messenger RNA from Rhodotorula graminis WP1, 231 nucleotides. RefSeq lists its product as uncharacterized. The annotation marks the transcript as partial. Gene Ontology annotation, biological process: positive regulation of transcription by RNA polymerase II. The record is from RefSeq and is a predicted model, not a curated record. The transcript is spliced from 2 exons. Gene Ontology annotation, molecular function: protein dimerization activity; DNA-binding transcription factor activity, RNA polymerase II-specific; RNA polymerase II cis-regulatory region sequence-specific DNA binding. NCBI's taxonomy places the organism in Eukaryota, Fungi, Basidiomycota, Microbotryomycetes, Sporidiobolales, Sporidiobolaceae.